Chrysoperla carnea is the source of this 879-nucleotide messenger RNA. RefSeq names its product methyltransferase-like protein 22. The coding region runs from base 29 to 865 and encodes 278 amino acids. Gene Ontology annotation, biological process: protein methylation. The record is from RefSeq and is a predicted model, not a curated record. Gene Ontology annotation, molecular function: protein methyltransferase activity. Lineage: Eukaryota; Metazoa; Arthropoda; Insecta; Neuroptera; Chrysopidae. Gene Ontology annotation, cellular component: nucleus. The transcript has 6 exons.
AAUUAAAAAUCACUGUGAUUAACCGAAGAUGGCUGAUACUGCCGUUGUUACAUCAGAGAUUUAUAGUGAAAAGGACUACGUUUGUAAUUUGAAAAAAAGUGAUAAUAAAAAUGUGAUAGCAAAAUUUGUUUUUAAAUAUCCUUUAUUUGAUGAAGAUGGUGAUUUAAUUGUGCAACGAUCCAAAGAGAGUAAAGUGUCAGAACAAUUUAUAGAAAUAGAACAUAGCUCAAUAUCAAGUUUAAAAUUGGUGGGUUUGCAAGUAUGGAGAGGUGCUUUACUUUUAAGUGAUUAUUUAUUACAUUUAGGUCCCGAAAAAUUAAAAAAUAGUACAAUUUUAGAAUUAGGAUCGGGUGUUGGCCUAACAAGCAUUGUUGCAAGCAAAUAUGCAAAAAAUGUUAUUUGUACAGAUGUGGAUCUUGGGAAUAUUUUAAAAUUAAUAUCGUCAAAUUUUUUAAGAAAUAAACACCAUGUAAAAAGUAAAUAUUCAAUAUUGGGUUUGGAUUUUUAUGCAAAUGAAUUUAGCGAUGAAUUAAAAGAACAUUUACCAAAUGUCAGUCUUGUUUUAGCUGCAGAUGUUAUUUACGAUAAUGAUAUUACCGAUGCAUUUGUAAAAACCAUUGAGCGUUUACUUAUAGAACCACCGUCAAAAGAUAUUUAUAUAGCACUUGAAAAACGUUAUGUGUUCACGGUAUCAGAUUUAGAUUCAGUAGCACCAUGCUAUGAACAUUUUUUAUUAAGAUUAUCGGAAAUGAUGGCGAAAAAUAAAUCAAAAAAUUGGUCAGCAAUACAAUUGGAUUUAGAUUUUCCACAAUACUUUCGAUAUGAUCGAGUUAAGCAAUUUGUCUUGUGGAAAAUUAGUUCAUAAACAAAUAAUUGAAA